This is a messenger RNA of Cebus imitator (Panamanian white-faced capuchin), 1359 nucleotides long. Its product is annotated as U8 snoRNA-decapping enzyme. The transcript is spliced from 2 exons. Gene Ontology annotation, molecular function: phosphodiesterase decapping endonuclease activity; snoRNA binding. NCBI's taxonomy places the organism in Eukaryota, Metazoa, Chordata, Mammalia, Primates, Cebidae. Bases 89 to 784 code for a protein of 231 amino acids. Gene Ontology annotation, biological process: mRNA catabolic process; sno(s)RNA catabolic process. The record is from RefSeq and is a predicted model, not a curated record. Gene Ontology annotation, cellular component: nucleus.
GCACCGCCCAGGCUCGGAUUGGUAGGAGGUGAGACCCGCCCCUCUGCCCACGUGGGCCUUCGGGAUUGCGGAGGAGCAGUGUCGGGCCAUGGCCGGGACCCGCAGGCUGGAGCUGGCCGAGGCCCUGCAGCUGGGACCUGGCUGGCGUCAUGCGUGCCACGCUCUACUCUACGCGCCGGACCCUGGGAUGCUCUUCGGCCGCAUCCCGCUGCGCUACGCCGUACUGAUGCAGAUGCGCUUCGAUGGACGCCUGGGCUUCCCCGGAGGAUUCGUGGACAAGCAGGACAACAGCCUAGAGGAAGGGCUGAACCGCGAGCUGCGCGAGGAGCUGGGCGAGGCUGCGGCCGCCUUCCGCGUAGAGCGCACUGACUACCGCAGCUCCCACGCCGGGUCAGGGCCGCGCGUUGUGGCCCACUUCUACGCCAAGUGUCUGACGCUCGAGCAGCUGUUGGCUGUGGAGGCCGGCGCUACACGCGCCAAGGACCACGGGCUGGAGGUGGGGCCAGCCUGGGACUCUGUCCCUUUCCCAAAUUCCUCUUCUCCCAAAGCUUUCCCUCCCCCAAGAAAGAAUCCCUGCAGGAAAGUCUUUACCGUUCUGACCUUGCCCUCUUCCCAAUUUUCUUGGUGGAGUUUGGAUCGUGGUCAUCUCUACUUUGAGUUAAUACUGCCAACCUGGGCUUUUUGUAAAGGUCUUUCCCCACCCAUUACCAGGAGAGAUCCAGGAUCUCUGGAGACAUCUUUUCUAGAACACACUCAUCCACGUCUCUCUGCUGUUCCCUAUUGACAGUGUGAUAGAUUAUCACAUUAUCUAGGCAUGGCACCCUAGGUUUUAUUUCUGGGUUUGCUUUUCUUGUGUAGGAGAUGUGACCCUGAUAUUUCAGGCAAGGCUAGUAGACUGUGUAUGAGGUGGUUCUCAAAAUUUGGCAGGUAGCAGAAUCAUCUGGGUGGCUUAUUAAAACAGUUAUUUCUCCCAGCAUUCCUGCAUUGGUGACGGGGGAUGGGGAGAAGAAACCCGAGAAUUUGGAGUUUUCAAAAGUUCUCAGAUAAUGCUGAUGUAAGUAAUCUGAGGACCACAUUGUGACAACCACUGGUUAAAGGGUAUGAAUGCAUCUUUGAGGCAGGAACCACUAGACGUUUAGAAGCAGAUGUGGAAAAUAUUAAUUGAUAGAGCUAGAUAAUAGGUUUUGGGUCAUUUUCCUGCAGAAGGUUGGGCCACUAGGCUUUAGUGAGGUAUGAGCCUUGGGCCUGGUUCUGCUGGAGCGUUAAGGGGUGAGACCUCUCAUCUAGAAAUAUCUGCUGGAGAGAGGAUGGAGUUAAGGGAAUGAGGCACCUGGGGCCCCAGUAUCUCCUGUCUCCUUC